CCUGGGCUAAUGUGCACCUGCGACUCCAACAGCUGUGCAAUAGCCGUGCCCUGACUGGCUAGCUCGUCACCCCGCCGCAAAGACAGCACGCUGGCCCAGGGGAAAUGGGUGGAGAAAUUGCUGCCGUCAUGCUCAGCUCAGCUCCCGAUAUAGCAUAGCCACAAACAUGGGCCCAAAGUACCUUCCCUCUCACCUUCCCUCUCUCAACUACGGGGCACCCACGGCACCCACACUCGGCAUAACGAUGGAGGGUUGCGCCCUGCAUGGACACGCUGCGUGGGGACCGCCGCGCCGUGGCCCGGAACGAGGCAGUGUUCCCUCGCGCUUGUUUCGUGACAGUUGCCGUGGACCGGUUCCAAUCCUCUGGACCUGUCACGCAGAUUGCACCCCCCUCCUGCCUCUCCCGAUGGCGAGUGGCCUUGGCAUAUAUGAUGGGGUCCCGCACCGCUAUUCCAAAACGCGACAUUCCCAAGAGCUGGCACCCCGGCCUAUUCAGCCAGGUGGUGCGUGUCACCGUGGCACAGCAGCCCGCCCAGGCGAUCGACACUUGUCCAUCCGCCCCUUGUUCUCGCGGGGAAGGCUCUCGGAUCCGGCCCAAGCAAGGAGAAGCGUGAAAAAAAAAGAAGGAAAAAUGCCUCGGAGCAGCGAGCCACAUCAAAUAAAUGCCAAGGGGUGAUACCAGACGGCUGGCAUCAUCCCUGCCUCUUCCCCCUCCCGCAACGAACCUAAUUUUCGAGCGCGCAAGCUGCCUCCAUGAUCACCUUGAGUCGUGAACUGGAACGACCAGAUUGACGGGAGCAGGGAUACAGUGCCGUUACCCAACAGCGUGGCUCCCUAGCUACCUACCUCCUCAUCUCGUUCUCCUUCGCGAAAGACGAAAUUGUCUGGUAGGUUUGUAGGUGACCAGGCAGGUAGUACUCGUCCUCCAAUGUAUAUAUAGAAGACGCCGUCACUCAUCUUGUCAGAGUGUCUAUGUUUACACGCCCCUCAACCCCCAUUUCGAUCCUUCUUUCUACCGGCAUCCGACACCCUAAAAGCGAAACAGGCGCUCCUACAUCAGCUGUGGCUGGCUAGUCAUCGUCCCUCUUUUUUAUACAAGUAUUACCAGGCUGGAAAAUCCGGGCGUCUGCAAACUCGUGCGAGGAGUGCCACGCUCUGUCAGCGAGGAAUACCGUUUUCUUGGUAGGUACUGUACAUUCGCUUUUUUGAGCCCCUUACGACAUUUCCCUCCGUCCUCCUUUGUCCGCUUGCGGGUGGCCAAGCAGGGAAAAGGCACGAGCCAAGCGACGCUAGUCGUCAUUUCCUCAGCCUCGAGCCUUCCCCAACCCCGACUCCGAGGAACGGACAGGGGCGUGGAUGUUUUUCCUUUUGGGCAUCCCUCCCGGCGUGGUGCUUGCUGGUGCUUUCCGCCUCUGCGGCCUUAUCUCUUUCCCUGACGGCGCCAAGUUUGGUUGCGGGCUGGCUUGGAAGAGCUGGCAUUGCCCACGCCAUCCCCUUUUAAUCGGCUGGUGUCCUCGCACAAGCACCCUUUCUUUUCCAUCCCUUAGCAUAACCCGCUACUUCCUCAGCCGCACCUGUUCCCUCUUGCCUCUUCUUCUUCCCUGAGCUGGCUGGACACGCUCGGGUUGAUAUUACUGUCACCACUGUUGUCACCAUCGCGCCAAACAUCAACUUGCUUCAUAGCCACUGCCUCUAUCUGGCACUUUCCUCUUUUUGCGCACUGUCCUUCAGCGGGUUGGACAUCCGGUCUCGUUAGCCACGUCGAACUGACAGAGUACAGACAACGUGAAGGAAAAGAGCAACCAAUACAGCCGCAACUAUGCAGCUCAAAGACUCCAUCGCCACGGCAGUGGCGCUGAUGUCAACCAUGGCAUCGGCGAGCAUCAACCUGUGCCCUCCCAAUGGCAAGGGUGUCUGCUACAGUGUCGGUGUUCCCAGAUCGUCGGCAUCAAGCGGGUCCGGCACCAUCUAUAUGCAGAUCAAGGCUCCGGCCUCGUUCUCGUGGGUAGCCCUGGGAACUGGCAGUGGGAUGGCUUCGAGCAACAUCUUCCUUGUGUACCAGGAUGGCAGAGGCAACAUUACUGUGUCUCCCCGCCGUGGCACGCGCUACACACAACCGCAGCUUGACACCUCGUCGACAGCAGCGCGCCUGCAACUACUGGCGGGCAGUGGUGUCUCAUCCGACGGCUCCAUGACUGCCAACAUCGCCUGCUCCAACUGCCAGUCGUGGAACGGCGGCUCCAUGGGCCUCGCAGACACUCAAACGUCGUGGAUCGGCGCGUGGGCAGAGGGCAGCUCGCUCGCGACGACGAACCAGAACGCCGGCAUAAGACGGCACGACGACACGAGUGUCUUCGCCCUCGACCUGAGCAAGGCCGCCAUCCCGUCGGAUAGCAACCCCUUUCUCACUGGUGGUUCUGGAUCUGGCAACGACAACACCGGCGGCAGUUCCGGCGGCAGUUCCGGCGGCGUAUCUUUCGGCUCGACUGGCCCCAGCAGCUUGGUGCUUGCUCACGGCGCCAUCAUGGCCAUCCUCUUUGUGAUUCUGUACCCUCUGGCAUCCAUGGUCAUGCCGCUGUUUGGCAAAUGGAAGGUCCACGGAGGCGCACAGGUGUUCAACUUCAUCCUCAUGUGGGUCGGCUUCGCGCUGGGCAUUACGGUGGCCAAGGAUAGGAGCAUGCUGUUCAACAACGCCCAUACGACCCUGGGCGUCAUCGUGGUCUGCCUGCUCAUCCUGCAGCCGUUCCUUGGGUACGCCCACCACAUGCACUACGUGAAGCACCAGCGCCGCGGCCUUGUCAGCUACGUGCACAUCAUCUGGGGGCAGUCCCUGAUCGUGCUCGGCAUCGUCAACGGCGGCCUGGGCCUCCGGCUCACGGGCGUCCCCGGCAACUUCAUCAUUGCCUACGUUGUUGUCGCGGCUGUGAUCUUUGUGCUGUACGCUGCGGUAAAGGUCUUUACUAUGUUCAGGGCCAAGCGCCGUAGCCAGUCUGGCGACAAGAUUGGGCCUUCGCCCCCGACCUCGGCUGACCGCAGGCGGCCGUAUCCUUGAGACCAAGGGCCUGGAAAGGGGCUGGGGGACGUGCAGUUCAUGUAGGCGAGUGGUGACUCUGAGGAGGUGAUUCUGUCUCUGAGUGUCCAUAGGACGGAGCGCAGGAUGGUUUGCUCGAUAAGAGCGACGCCAGAGAAGACAGUCGAGGGUUGCGAUACCAGUAUACUUUUCUUUUGUGCAGACUACCUUUAGAGAACAAUCGAGGGUUGCGAUUCAGUAUGUAGAAGUCAUUUCAUAAUCACAGUUAACAGAGGGGCGCAGGGAGCCAAAUAAUAGAAAUUGCGAAACGCAGGAG
Molecule: messenger RNA, 3347 nt
Organism: Gaeumannomyces tritici R3-111a-1
Lineage: Eukaryota; Fungi; Ascomycota; Sordariomycetes; Magnaporthales; Magnaporthaceae
Exons: 3
Coding region: 1820-3052 (410 amino acids)
Source: RefSeq, a predicted model, not a curated record